Messenger RNA from Camelus dromedarius (Arabian camel), 832 nucleotides. RefSeq names its product von Willebrand factor C domain containing 2 like (gene VWC2L). The coding region runs from base 61 to 729 and encodes 222 amino acids. Gene Ontology annotation, biological process: negative regulation of BMP signaling pathway. Lineage: Eukaryota; Metazoa; Chordata; Mammalia; Artiodactyla; Camelidae. Gene Ontology annotation, molecular function: protein binding. The record is from RefSeq and is a predicted model, not a curated record. The transcript is spliced from 3 exons. Gene Ontology annotation, cellular component: AMPA glutamate receptor complex.
AUGGAAGGCGCUGAGUGUAUCUAAUAUCAGGAGCACAUCCAGAAGCCUUUAAGGAGGGGGAUGGCUCUUCAUAUUCAUGAAGCUUGCAUACUUCUGUUGGUCAUCCCUGGAUUGGUCACCUCUGCUGCUAUCAGUCAUGAAGACUAUCCUGCUGAUGAAGGUGACCAGACCUCCAGUAAUGACAAUCUGAUUUUUGAUGACUAUCGAGGGAAAGGGUGUGUGGAUGACAGCGGCUUUGUAUACAAGUUGGGAGAACGAUUCUUCCCAGGGCAUUCCAACUGUCCAUGCGUCUGUGCUCUGGAUGGACCUGUUUGCGACCAGCCAGAAUGCCCUAAAAUUCACCCAAAGUGUACUAAAGUGGAACACAAUGGAUGCUGUCCUGAGUGCAAAGAAGUGAAAAACUUUUGUGAAUAUCAUGGGAAAAAUUACAAAAUCUUGGAGGAAUUUAAGCCCUCUCCAUGUGAAUGGUGUCGCUGUGAGCCCAGCAAUGAAGUUCACUGUGUUGUAGCAGACUGCGCAGUUCCUGAGUGUGUCAACCCAGUCUAUGAACCAGAGCAAUGUUGUCCUGUCUGCAAAAAUGGUCCAAACUGCUUUGCAGGAACUACGAUAAUUCCGGCUGGCAUUGAAGUGAAAGUGGAUGAGUGUAACAUCUGUCACUGUCACAACGGGGACUGGUGGAAGCCUGCUCAGUGUUCCAAACGUGAAUGCCAAGGCAAGCAGACUGUGUAGAACAGAUUCCCAACCGAUGACGAGUUCUUAGGAGAAUAUGCUAUGGCUUCGACACUGCACACGUUUGAAACAAGACAGAACAAACAAACUCCUGCCAGCUACA